Messenger RNA from Nezara viridula (southern green stink bug), 562 nucleotides. NCBI's taxonomy places the organism in Eukaryota, Metazoa, Arthropoda, Insecta, Hemiptera, Pentatomidae. The record is from the annotation of a GenBank genome assembly.
GGCAUUUGUACAUUGACUAUUGUACUUUGCUAAUUAUUUGGACGGAUCAACUAGUGAACCAUAUAUAUGUUAUUUAACUGAUGACGAAAACAAAUCAAUUAAUGUAAAUCAAGAAAAUAUUUUCCGAAAACAAACAUGAUGUUAUUAUUUUUCUUCAGAUAAUUAUAUCUCUUUGAUAACCUUCCGCUCACCUUGAACGAUAGAAUGACAGGAAGGCAAAUAUUAUACAAGAAUAUUUUAUUUAGUCUAAAGAUGAAUCGCCUCACAUCCAUCUGUUUAUUGAUGUUCUUCGUAUUUGUUGUGAGCGUAUCGGCUGAUGGCCAUCUUCAGAUUUUUGGAGGCAGGCGGCUACUCGGAUUGGCUACUAAAAAGCCUAUGCUUUCAGAUCUUAAAACGAACUAUAUGGGAAGAGGUUGAGGUAUCCUUCAACAAUAGCCCUCUUAUCCCUGUAAAACAAAUCCGAUACCUAGGACUCCACCUGGACAAACGACUCACUUUGAACCCCCAUAUCAGACUGAAACGACUAGAAACUGCUCGAUGUUUUCGACUAAUACAGCACUAA